Messenger RNA from Zeugodacus cucurbitae (melon fly), 1698 nucleotides. Its product is annotated as piggyBac transposable element-derived protein 4-like. NCBI's taxonomy places the organism in Eukaryota, Metazoa, Arthropoda, Insecta, Diptera, Tephritidae. The coding region runs from base 1 to 1698 and encodes 565 amino acids. The transcript is spliced from 4 exons. The record is from RefSeq and is a predicted model, not a curated record.
AUGGAUGAAGUUGAUGUGUUGACGCGUUUGCUUCGUAAGCUAAACGCAGCAAAUGUGAGUCCGGAAGAACGUCAGCGACUUCAGGCACAAAUUGAAGAAAUUAUGGGACAGAAGUCCGAUCCAUUUGAAACAAGUGGCGACGUAGAAGAUGAUGAAUAUUUUCCAGAUGAAGAUGACUUCGGUGAAGCAUCAGAUAUAGAACAGGAAAUCGAGUUAGAGGCUGUUCUGGAUGAAAACCAUGAUGAUAUUGAGGAUUUGUAUAGAGAAGCUAUCGCCCUUGAGGCUUCAACUACAAUGGAAUCAUGCAGCACAUCUAUUACCCAGGGCCUUAUAUACAGGUCGAAAGAUGGUAGAAUGUGGAAUUCAAAUCCUCCACCACCUGGAAGGCCUCGUUGCCACAAUGUUACAACUUUUACUCGUAAAGGGCCACUACGAGGAGCGUCACCGAGUCAUAAAGCUCUUUUCAAGCUAUUGCUGUCUCCUGAAAUCGUUAGUAUCAUUGUGCGGGAAACCAACAGAAAAGCCGUUGAAGCGUUUCGUCUAUGGAAUGAAAAGCAUCCCAGUAAUAAACAGCGUUCUUGGCCAGCGAAAGAAUUGUGGGCCAGCUACAAUAUGCCAAUUUAUAAGGCCACUAUGUCAUUGAAUCGGUUCAAGAGCUUAACUACUUUCACCCGUUUCGAUAACAGUGGUACUCGUGCUGAGAGGUUGAAGCAAAGCAAAACUGCUGCCCUGGACGAUGUAUGGCUAAUGCUGAUGGCCAAUUUAGAGAAAGCAUACACUCCGGAUUGUCAUGUAACCGUCGAUGAACAGUUAUUUCCAUAUCGUGGGCGCACUCGAUUCACCCAAAAUAUUCCGAGUAAACCGGCAAAAUAUGGCAUGAAAGUGUGGUGGAUUUGUGACUCUGUUUCAAACUACCCUUUGAAAGAUAUAAUUUAUACUGGAAAACCACCAGGUGGCCAGCGAGAAACGUAUCAAGGUGAACGGGUCGCCAUGAAAUUGAUGCAAAAUUAUAUGGACAGCGAAAUGUUGAUGAAUCGUAGAGUGGCUUUUGUCGGUACCGUAAGAAAAAAUAAGACCUUCAUUCCGCAUGAAUUGCUUAACCCGAAGCGUGAUGUUAAAAGCACUUUAUUUUGUUAUCACAAUAAUAAUAUCGGUCUGUGCUCGUAUAUGGCAAAGCCGAAAAAGCCAGUAAUUAUGUUAUCCACUGCCCAUUACCGUCAAAGCACCGAUCCAUUUAAAGGAUUCAAGCCAGAUAAAAUUUUGGACUACAAUAAAUUUAAAGCGGGGGUAGAUACAAUGGAUCAAAUGUUGACGGGCUAUUCGUGCAAACGCUCGACAAACCGUUGGCCACUAGCAAUGUUUUAUAAUAUGCUGGAUAUUGCCGGUUUGGCCUCAUUCAUCAUCUAUGACGAGCUGAAUCCGGCAAAGCAGAGUGAUAAGAGGCGCUCAUUUAUCAUUGAAUUGGCACGGCAGCUAGUUAUUCCACAUAUGACGAAACGGGCGACUAACCCAUUAGUAUGGAGGUUUGAUCAUAUAAGACAAGCAAUGAAUCUUUUCAAUAUCAAGAAAAUAAGAGAUUGGACCCUUAUCGACACAUUUGAAAUUGUUUGCAAUUUUUGCUUUGAUUGCAAGGAGGUCUUCUCUGGUUUGACAACUUAUAAUGAGAUCAUCAACAUAUACAGCGAUAAGUUACCCUGA